GAAGGAAAGAAGUUGGAUCUAAUGGACGCGUGUUAUUUAUACCCUACGCAAAUACAAGCAAAGAGUUUAAGAAAAGGCGCAGCGCAUUGAUCUGCUUACACGUGAUUGUGCAUAGACCGGAGAGAACAACACUGAACAACCAUCAUAUUCAUCAUUGCCAUUCAUGCCUUUGGUGACUGGCUAUGAUUCAGACUCAGAUGAUGACGCUGGACCUUUGAAUGCUGAAGCCUCAAAUGCUCCACUGAACGGAAGCGUUACUAAGAGUGAGCCAAAAAUUGAAAAUGUCCAAAAUGAGGCGAGAAAGGAUACUUCUGGUUUGAAUACCAACAAGAGAAAAGCAGAAAGACUUCAGAUUCGAAUCGAAUCAGUUGCAGGUCAAGAUGAUAAAUCCAAAAAAUUCAAAUUGAAAGCAGCUGAAAAGAAGCCUGGAGGCCAUUCUUUGUUAAAUAUGUUGCCUCCACCAAAGCAUCAAAAGCCCAUCUUGCCAGCUAAAAAGAAAGAUGAAAUCGAAGAAGAUAAUAUCAACAAUCUUGGCUUACAGUCUUCUUCCGCUUCAUCUGGUGCUCUCACGUUGGUUGACCCAGACCUAGACAAGAAUAAAGCAAAGGGUAACAAUGAUUUCCGCGCAAUGCUUGGUUUGAAAGACUCUACCAAUGCAAAGACAGGACCGAAAAUCAGGCAAGAAGCAACUUCUGUAGCGCAGGAUGAAGAGCUCAACAAAUCUCGCUCAUCAUCGUCUAAAGAUCUCACAUCGACAAUCGCUCAUGAAACAAGCAUCCCGCCACCCACUCAAUCGUUUCAACGAUCAGCUUUCACCAUUUCAGCAGCACCUACAAUUGAAGAGGAACAGAGAAUAGAACCUGAUGCUAUUCAAGAACAAGCGAUCGAUUCAACAGAUCCUUAUGCUGGUUGGCAACAAGGUCCGGACGGUAGCUGGUUCCCAGUCACGCCUGAAGCACAUGCGCAAUAUCAACAAUUCCUCUCCGAACAAUCUCAUCGAAAUGACGCCGAAAAAGAUUCUUUGCAAGCUGGUCAAGCAAAUACCUCUCAUAAACCAUCAAUCGAUUCGAAUAUCGAUCGAAAGUAUGCAUUGGCUGCUGCUAGCGUGGCAGGUCCAGGUCAAUCUACUAUUCACAUUCCCGAUGAGAAAGAAGGUGAAAAGAAGAAUGAAAAGUCUCUCAAUCUGCGUGCUAAACGGAAAGGUCAAUUAUCCAGUCUAAUCGCUCAAGCUGAAGAGAAAAAGGAUGAAUUGGAGGAAAAGUGGGCCAAGGGGCGAUCAGCUCGUAAUGAAGCAAAAUCUCGGUAUGGGUUCUAAGCCAGAAAAAGGCGAGAAUGACGCAUGUAUGUAUAGUAUAACAAUUGUAUUUCUAGGCUUCUGAUCCGCGUGCUACCACCAAAAGCUCGUCCGUGAGGAAAGUGUACGGUGAUACUAUCAGAGAUUAUCAUGCUGCAAACGGCGCUAGACGGGCCUGUGACUUGUCACU
Molecule: messenger RNA, 1484 nt
Organism: Meira miltonrushii
Lineage: Eukaryota; Fungi; Basidiomycota; Exobasidiomycetes; Exobasidiales; Brachybasidiaceae
Exons: 1
Coding region: 164-1315 (383 amino acids)
Source: RefSeq, a predicted model, not a curated record